UGAACAGCGCGAGGGUUCGCAUGAAGCACGUGGUUCACAUUAUUAUUUGACACACGUUAUUAUUUGCGCGCGCACACACCGCAGCAGGCUCGCCUUCGUGACACGCGCACAUCUGACACACACCGUCUUUAAUCAGAUGCGAUCUGAUUUGGGAAAGAAAGCUUUUCUAAUCAUCUGGCACAACCACACCGAGGAAUAUCUGGAGAAGCCAUCAGCACUUUGGAACACAGAAAAUGGCAAACAACACCACCUGUCCUUCAAUUGAUGACUUCCGCAACCAAGUUUAUUCUACUGCCUACUCCAUCAUCACCAUUUUUGGCCUGGUGGGUAACGGCUUUGCAUUGGUGGUGCUCAUCCGGACCUACCGCCAAUCCUCUGCCUUCCAUGUGUACAUGCUGAACCUGGCAGUGGCGGACCUGCUGUGUGUGUGCACGCUGCCUUUCCGCGUUCUUUACUAUGUGCAUAAGGGCCAUUGGACACUGGGGGACUUUCUGUGCCGCAUCAGCUCGUAUGCGCUUUAUGUCAACCUCUACUGCAGCAUUUUUUUCAUGAUGGCUAUGAGUUUUACACGUUUCUUGGCCAUAGUAUUCCCUGUGCAGAAUCUGCGCAUGGGCACUGAGCGACGGGCUCGAGUGGUCUGCGCUGGCAUUUGGGUCUUCAUCUGUGCCACCAGCUCUCCGUUCUUGCUCUCUGGUCAGCACUUUGAUCCAAAAACGAACAAAACCAAAUGCUUUGAGCCACCAGAGGAAUCUAGCAGCCUAAAAAAGCUGGAGGUGCUCAAUUAUUUCUCAUUGGUGGUGGGGUUUCUCGUGCCCUUCCUAGUAAUCCUGGUCUGCUAUGUUGGCAUUGUGCGGGCAUUAUUGGGCAACACUAAUGCAAUGAAGAGGCAGCAAAACACACGUACCAAAGCAAUCCGCAUGAUUGUGGUUGUCAUGCUUGCAUUCUUGAUCAGCUUCAUGCCCUACCAUGUGCAACGCACUGUACACCUCCACUUUAAGAAGCAAGGUGCCUCAUGUGAUGAGAUCAACUCCAUGCAGAAGUCAGUGGUGAUCACACUGUGCCUGGCUGCUGCAAACUCCUGCUUCGACCCCAUGCUUUACUUCUUUUCGGGGGAGAAUUUCCGUAAUAGGCUCUCCACUUUCCGCAAGGCAUCAGUAAAUUCCCUGAAUAUGAAGCGCAACCGCAAUUUGCCAUCAUCUGCCCAUCCUUUACAGCAGAGCGAGCAUGAGAAAUGCAUUAGCUCGAGCAAACUGGGGUAGAAAUGAAGAUAACAGUGCCUCCUAGCUAAAAGAAUAGGAAAGCAAUGAGAAAGCAGGGUGUGGUUGGAUUUUAUUUGAUGUCAUUAAUAAAUGGCAUUAACCCUGCCAUUAAGUUUAACCCUAACCUUUUCAUACGAAUUCAGUUGUAAAAACGGCUCCCUUAUGGAAUUAAAGAGACUCGUUGAACUGUUACUUAUUGUGGUAAAUCAGGAUUAACCUGAAGUUAAAGGUAGGGUGGUCGGUGAAGGAAGUGCAGUAUUAUUAUGGUUUAAGAAGUCAUUCAACAGGAUUAUUGAACUUUCAUUUUCUGUAUUUUAAUUAGCAAAAAAAUUAAAUUGAAAUGAAGAUAAAGGCUUAUACAGAGUGUAUAUAACUAAUUAUAAACAGACUAAUGCACAAAACAGUAGCGUGCUUACAAAAUAAUGCAUAUACUGAUUUAUUGAUGCAGCUUUCAAACUGUAAGUGUCAGAUUGUUUGGUCAAUCUGCUUUUUUGUGUUCUAUUAAUAUAUGUUCUUAUUAUUAAUGAUUAGGGCUAUCAUACUUAUAUUUUACAAUGUAUUUACUGUACAUAUGUUAAUGACUGCAAAUGUUAAUGGUUUGUGUAUGCAUUGUGCAAAUACUCAAGGCAUAUUUAUAUACAACUUUUUUAUACCAGAUACCCAACAGCCUCAUUCACAUCUAGGGUCAAAUCAAAGAUGCCAUAAACCUCCCAUGUUAUUUGGGACAUGGGUAUUGUAAGAUAAGCCAAACUCAAAAAAAAAAAAAAAAAAAAAAGACUUGUGGUCUCUGGAUCUUAAGCUAACAUUGACCUGUUAUUGUAAACCAUUUCUGUUGUAAGGUAUAUUCUAAAUGUUAGGAAAGGAAGGGUUUGGAGCAGUAUGAGUUUUUUUUGGUGUGGAUUUUAAGCAGUAGUCUGGCUGGAAAUUUUGCUGAGACCUGGCAACUCAGUUCAAAAGGUUAUAUUACUACAGUGGACUGUUAUUAGUGCGUCAUCAUUAAGUUCAGGUUGUAUUUUACCGACAUCUAGUGGCUGAAAUGGUAACUCCAUAAAAUUCUAGAUUUGAACGGUACAUUUCCCUACGUCUAAAACCCCAUACAACCUCCUUCAUCCCAAAUCAACAGAUUGCUAGCCUUAGUGCUCUUUGAAUACAUGUUUUCUUGAAUAUAUGUACUAAAAUUCAAUCGAACAGUAUAAUAUGUCAUACUAUUUAGUAUAGCUGAUAGUAAUUAGUCUAUUAUAACGUAGCUUUAAUUAGAAGGUCUGAAUUUGGGGUUUAUCCGUUGCCUUAAAUAACACAAAUAUUCUGGUACUUACUAAAUUGUUUUGGUAAUUUAGAAUAUUUAAGGAUUUUGAUUUUUUAUUUUUAAAGUCCACUGAUUAGUUGUCACAGUUCACAACUUCAGAAAAUUGUUAACAUGGCGUAUGCUAUUUUAGUUUUAUUUGAAAGGUCAAACAAAUCAACGUAAAACUAAAAGUCUUUCCAAAAGACUGGUUUGUUUCUCAUUUUACUGUGACAUUUGCAAAUAUUGUAGAUCAUUUGUUUGUGUUUUUUGUACUGUUGCUGUGAAAGAAACAACAUACAAGUAAGAUCUCCAUUGAAUAUUGUACACUAUUAGGCUAUUUGUGGCAAUAAAAACUUGAAACAUUAGACAAAACCAUCUUAAGGAUUUAUCAAUGUUCUGUACCGUUUAUCCUAUGUAGGGUCUUGCAGAGCCAGAAGCCCAUCGAUGGACAAUGGGCUUGGACAGGGUGGCAACUCAUCACAGGGCACGAUUACAAACACUCAUCCACACACACUGCUUUGGACUGUGGAGAAAACCAGGGUCCCCGAAGGAAACUCCUAAAGAACAGGGAAACCAUGUAAGCUCUGUGUACACAGGGUGGAGGUGGUAAUAAAACCCCCAACCCCAGAGGUGCUAGGCAAACGCUCUAAACCCACCAAAUUCCAUUUUAUUUACAUUUACAGCAUUUAGCAGACGCCCUUAUCCACAGCGACUUACAUUUUUAUCUCAUUUUAUACAACUGAGUAAUUGAUGGUUAAGGGCCUUGCUCAGGGGCCCAGCAGUGACAGUCUGGUAGACAUGGGAAUAGUGUUAAUUUCGUCACCUAUUUUUAAUUUAGUCUUAGUCUUAGUCUUGUGCCAAAUGUCCUUGUUAGUUUUAGUCAUAUUUAGUCAUUCACAUAUCUUUUUUGUUAGUCUUAGUUUUAGUCGACUAAAAGUCCCGUCAUUUUAGUCUAGUUUUAGUCAAAAAAUUGUAGCUUGACAACAUCUGGAAUCUAUUGUAAGAAUAAAUACGAGGCCUCAUUAAAUGCAAUAAUAUCAGGAACACAAGUGUUUCAGUGGAAAUAAAUAACUUAAUGAAAAGCCUAAGAUCAAAACUGUAGGUGUAUAUGUAUGUAUUGCACACACCAUUAUUGAUGAUAUUUGGAGCAAUAUUACAUGUAAUUGUUAAACUUGAUUUCCUUACAUAUACAUUUGUUUUUAAGCCUAAUUAUUAAUUUUGAUUAUGAUGUGAUUGUGACAGGGGCGUGGGAAGAGGUUUCAGGUUGGGGGUGCUGAGUUUUUUCUGUCACCACUCUUGAAUAAGAAACAAUAUCAAGGCUAUAAAUCUUGUCAAAACUCCGCGAAUCACAAAAGUAUCAGUGAGAAGUUGAGAACACUCGUUUAAACAGUGCAUACACUCGAACUUGACUGCACAUGACAUUUUUUACUUUAUUGAUGCUGCUUUUAAUCGUAAUGCAAAGACCGGUCAUCGGGACAUAAGCUGUCAUGUACAAUAAAAGAGCCUGCGCAGCGACAGGAAAUAUAAUUUAACACAAAAAGCCACCUAGACGGUGGACUUACGCUCAGGAGUUUUUUUUUGUUUGUUUGUUUGUUUGUUUUUGAGCGGCGUGUGGACGAAUUCUUUCUAUGCACACACUAUUUUAUUUCUUGAUAACAGACCGCUGCGAACUAUAACACACCGUUGCCAUGAAAAAGAGCGUUGCCAUAGACACACAGGAUUCUAACCGUGGAGACGGAGCGCACUAUUUUCUUUAGAGGAAAUAAUACAAUUGUUUUUAAAUCAAUAAACUCCUUUUUAAAUCAUCA
Messenger RNA from Tachysurus vachellii, 4352 nucleotides. RefSeq names its product cysteinyl leukotriene receptor 1 (gene cysltr1). Gene Ontology annotation, biological process: G protein-coupled receptor signaling pathway. Gene Ontology annotation, molecular function: leukotriene receptor activity. The coding region runs from base 234 to 1259 and encodes 341 amino acids. NCBI's taxonomy places the organism in Eukaryota, Metazoa, Chordata, Actinopteri, Siluriformes, Bagridae. The record is from RefSeq and is a predicted model, not a curated record. Gene Ontology annotation, cellular component: plasma membrane. The transcript has 2 exons.